AUGGCCUCUCUCAACCUCUCCGCCAACGGCCCUUCGAUCACCGCCAGCUACCAGAAGAUCGUCCAGGCUGGGCCUCCUUCCGGACCAGCUGCAUCCUCUCCCACCUACGGGCAAUGGGCAGUGUUUACAGUGCAAGCCCCUCUGGUUAGCGCCUUCCAGGCAGAAUCCGGGAAAGAGAGCGUGCUCAAGGUCCAGACCACUGGCGAGGGCGAGCUGAUAGACAUGAUUGAAGAAUUCUCCGACGGCCGCAUCCAAUUUGCUUUUGUCAAGAUCAAGGACCCCAACACCGGUCUCCCCAAAAGCGUCCUGAUUGCAUGGUGCGGUGAGGGCGUGCCGGAGCGAACGAAGGGCUACUUCACCAGCCAUGUCAACGCGGUUUCCAAGGUCCUACACGGCUACCAUGUCCAAAUCACCGCUCGUUCCGACCGAGACCUUACGCCGGAAUCCAUCGUGCAAAAGGUGGCCGACUCUUCCGGGUCGAAAUAUGGAGGAGGUGGAGCUGCGUCGUCUGCUACCUCGACAGGCGGCCCUCCACCGCCCGUAGCAUCCAAGCCGGUCAUGCCUACAAAGAGCUUUGGAGCUGCUGGCGGUUUCCAGCCACUCGCCUCAAGAUCCCGCGCACCCGCCCCAUCCGGCGGAGUAGAUGCGGAUGGUUGGGGCGCCGAUGCGCCGCCAGUCACGAGAUCACAGCUUGAAAAGGUGCAAGCUGCAUACCAGCCAACUAAAGUCGACAUGGCUUCUCUUCAAUCGCAGAGAGAACCGUCGAGAUACCAAGCACCACAGCCAGCAAGCGAUGACAAUGCAGAUGUGGUCAGAGGCGGCUACCAACCCAUUGGCAAGGUGGACAUUGAGGCGAUCAGGCGCGAAGCCCAGCAAUCCGGCAGAGUGCAAGACGAUCGGCCUACGGUGGUGAAAGGGGCUUAUGAACCAGUCGGCAAGGUGGAUCUCGCCGACAUAAGAAGGAAAGCGCAAGGAGCGCCCGCUCCAGCACCUGAACCGACUCCUCAGUCUUCAGCAGCAGAUGAUGACGACCGGCCUAAAUCCCUCGCCGACCGAUCUGCUGCCUUCACGUCUCCCGGAAGGCUAACUUCGCUACCCAAGCCACAAGUCGCAAGCAGAUUCGGCGCACAAGCGAGCGCCUUUGGUGGGACUCGAGCUCCGCAGCCAGGCGGAUUCGAUGCCAAACCACCGCCGCCGGCCGCUGCACCCGUGGGAACCGCGAGCAAGACCUUCGCGGAUGAAGGCGGCAAGACUCCAGCCCAGAUCUGGGCCGAGAAGAAGGCGCGAGAGCGCGGUGUCAGCGGAGGCGCGGACACACAGCCAGCAGGCUUUGGAACACCGGCCUCUCCGCUUCAAAGCCAGACCAGUGGCGGAUGGCAGAGCGGGUACAGUGGGAAGAAAUGGGGCGUGCAGAUACCCAGCACGCGCACUGGCGGGAGCGGCGGCGUGCCUGAAGCGCCAGCGGAGGAAGAGCCCGAGACGGAACCAACUGCCGGUGGUGUCAGCUCGAUCCGGGAUCGAUUCAAAGAUGCUCCGCCUAUGGGCGCCGCAAGCGACUCGUUCGGUGCAGCACCAGCACCUCCACCUCUCGAUACCGCAAGCAAGCCGAAUGCCGGGGCUCGAGGCGUGCCUAUCCCUGGUCUCCCGCAGCGGAUCCAAGAAUCCCCCGCCGAGCAGCACCAAGACCUGCCUCCUCCCCCACCCCGACCGGUCCCGCAAGACGAGCAAGAAGAGGAGGAAGAAGACAACGAGCCGCUACCCCAAGGCUCGCCCGUCCGCAUCGCCAUGCCCGUGGGCCGCGGCGCAGACACCGAGAUUGAAAAGCACGAGCCACUCCCACCGCGCGGGCUACCCGCCGCCUCAAUCAACGACGCCAUCUCCCAGCACCGCGAGCCCUCACCAGCCCCUCAAGUGCCCGACGAAGAGCCUGCACGCGCCGCCGGCCAAGCCGCCGCCGCGUCGACCUUCGGCGCAGCCGUGGAUUCCCGCGGCGCAGGAUCUUCAGGUGGCCGCGAAGCGAUUGCGCAAUUCGACUACGAGAAAGCAGAGGACAACGAGCUCGACCUCGCGGACGGCGAGCGGAUCACUAACAUCGACAUGGUGGAUGACGAUUGGUGGAUGGGGCAGAACUCGAAGGGCGAAACGGGCUUGUUCCCUGCCAACUAUGUCGAGCUUGUGGAGGGUGGAGCGGGUGGUGGUGCUGCUGCUGCUGCUGCUCCCCCUCCACCGCCUCCUGCCGCUGCUGAGCCCGAGCCCGAACCUCCCGCUCCUGCUGCCGUUGCUGAAAAUGCUGGUGGGCAGACUGCCACAGCGCAGUUUGACUAUGAGGCUGCGGAGGACAAUGAGAUUAGUUUCCCCGAUGGGGCGAAGAUCACCAACGUCGAAUUCCCCGACGACGACUGGUGGAUGGGCACGUACGGCGGCAAGAGCGGCUUGUUCCCAGCCAACUACGUGGAACUCGAUCAAUGA
This is a messenger RNA of Neohortaea acidophila, 2469 nucleotides long. RefSeq lists its product as uncharacterized. Lineage: Eukaryota; Fungi; Ascomycota; Dothideomycetes; Mycosphaerellales; Teratosphaeriaceae. The coding region runs from base 1 to 2469 and encodes 822 amino acids. Gene Ontology annotation, cellular component: actin filament; cortical actin cytoskeleton; site of polarized growth. Gene Ontology annotation, biological process: regulation of actin filament polymerization. The transcript has 2 exons. The record is from RefSeq and is a predicted model, not a curated record. Gene Ontology annotation, molecular function: actin filament binding.